AUGCGUUUCAACACUCUGGUGGGCCUCGGCCUUCUGGCAGCCGAGUCUGCCCUUGCAGUCCCCUGCCCACCGGCAAGCGUCUCGACCGCAACCAUAGAUGUGACUACUACCGCGACGCAGAAUAUCACUGAUGCGGCGACGGACACUGUUACAAUGACAGAGUCCGUGUUUGAGACCAAUACCGUUAACUCAACGGCUGUGGUGACCUCCACAGAGGUGGAUCUUGUUGCUACGACCAGUACCGCAACUGUCAACGCCACAGAGACUGAGUUUACUACUGUCAACUCAACGGUCGUGUUCACGUCUACAGAGACUGAUGUGGACGUUGCCACCACAACUGCAACUGUCAACUCGACUGCUGUCUUUACCAUUACAGAGACAGAGGAGGUCACCAGCACCGAGACUGACACUGUUAACAACACAGCCGUGUUCACGACUACUGAGGCUACUACGGCUACAACUGUUGUCUUUGUCACAAACUCGACUACUGUUACUCAGACUUCUACUGUCAAUGCUACAGAGACAGCCUUUGAGACUGAUACGGUUCUCACCACUGCUACGGUGAACACUACCUCAACUGUCAACGUCACUGCUACAACAGUUGAGACCAACACAGCUUUCGUUACUUCGACUGUUGAUACUACGGCAACUGUAAACACCACAGCCACGGAUUUCGUCACUGCCACUGUCAACACUACAGCCACUGCUUUCGAAACCGAUACGGCUUUCACUACUGCAACAGUCAACACCACUGCGACAGACUUUGUCACUUCAACUGUCAACACUACAGCCACCGCCUUCCAGACUGACACAGUGACUUCGACUAUUAAUACUACUGCUACUGCUUUCGAGACCGAUACAGUGACUUCGACUGUCAAUACUACGGCCACUGCUUUCGAGACCGAUACAGCCUUCACCACUGCAACGGUCAAUACUACCGCAACAGUCAACACCACAGCUACAGCCUUCCAGACUGAUACGGUGACCUCAACUGUCAACAGUACUGCCACAGUCAACACGACGGCCACGGCUUUCCAGACCGACACUGUUUUCACCACUGCAACUGUCAAUGCUACUGACACAAGCACGGCCACUGUGACAACAACACAAACUGUCUUUGUAACAGCUACCGAAACUCCCACUGAUGUGACAUCUACAGAGACCAGCACCGAGACUCAGACUAUCGAUGCGACUUCUGUAGUGACUGACACUGUUGACUCAACAUCUACAGUAGUUGUUACUGCCACUGUGACAUCCACUGUUGAUCCCGCAUCCACAAGCGCCAGCGUGACUCCUUCGUCUUCUCCCGCCGCUUCACCAGCCCCUGCUUCUUCCGACCCAGCCAGUGCUUCUGGAGCCGCAACUACUACAACCGUAGUAGUAGCUACAACGGAUACUACGAGUGCCGCUAGCUCACCUGUUGCUUCAGCGGCUACUUCUUCUCCCGCAGCGGCUUCCUCUGACACUACAUCCGCAGCUACUGGAGCCGCUUCAGGGGCUGCCACUACCACGACCACAGUAGCAGCACCUGUGGGUACUACUAGCGAUCCUGUUGCUUCAGACCCUACGUCAUCCCCAGCACCGGUCUCUUCUGAUUCAACUUCUGCCACCGCUACUGGAACUGUCACAACUACCGUUACUACAGUUGCUACAACAGCCCCUGUUGCCGAAGACUCAACUUCGUCAGCAGACCCUUCGUCUGCUGCCAUCACUUCUGCAGAGCCUUCUGCUGAUCCUACUGAUUCUGCAGAGCCUACUGCAGAUUCUACUGAUUCUGCGACUGAAACAGCCACCACUUCAUCGGCUGUCGAUGGCGCCCCCGUCGAUGACACUCCUACGACUUCAUCAGCUAGCCCCGCGGGUACUACGACUGCAACCACUACUGUUGACCCCGCUACCUCCACCGGCGCCUAG
Messenger RNA from Fusarium mangiferae, 1914 nucleotides. RefSeq lists its product as uncharacterized. NCBI's taxonomy places the organism in Eukaryota, Fungi, Ascomycota, Sordariomycetes, Hypocreales, Nectriaceae. The record is from RefSeq and is a predicted model, not a curated record. The transcript is spliced from 3 exons. Bases 1 to 1914 code for a protein of 637 amino acids.